CUCCCCGGGCGAGCGGGCGGCGGCGGCGACCCGGGCGGUUCCCACUCGCGCUGCGCCCGCCGGCGGCCCCCGCGCGGCCCAUGUCCUCCGCGCCGCUGCGCUCGCCCCCCCCGCGGCCCCCCAGGAUGAAGAAGGACGAGUCGUUCCUGGGCAAGCUCGGCGGCACGCUGGCGAGGAAGAAAAAGGCCAGGGAGGUGAGUGACCUACAGGAAGAAGGCAGACAUGCCAUCGACUCGCCGAUGUCCCCUGCCUCGGUGGACGUCCACCCGGAAGACACUGUGCUAGAGGAGAAUGAGGAACGCACAAUGAUCGACCCCACGUCCAAGGAUGACCCCAAAUUCAAGGAGCUGGUCAAGGUUCUCAUCGACUGGGUCAACGACGUGCUGGUGGAGGAGAGGAUCAUCGUGAAGCAGCUAGAGGAGGACCUUUACGACGGCCAGGUGCUGCAGAAGCUCUUGGAAAAGCUGGCCGGCUGCAAGCUGAACGUGGCGGAGGUGACACAGUCCGAGGUAGGGCAGAGGCAGAAGCUGCAGACGGUGCUGGAAGCUGUGCACGGCCUCCUGCGGCCCCACGGCUGGGUGCUCCAGUGGACCGUCGACUCCAUUCACGGGAAGAACCUGGUGGCCACCCUUCACCUCCUCGUGGCCCUGGCCAUGCACUUCCGGGCCCCGAUCCGCCUUCCGGAGCACGUGUCCGUGCAGGUGGUGGUGGUGCGGAAGCGGGAAGGCAUGCUGCAUUCCAGCCACAUCACGGAAGAGCUGACCACAACCACCGAGAUGAUGAUGGGUCGCUUUGAGCGGGACGCCUUCGACACCCUGUUCGACCACGCCCCGGACAAGCUCAGCGUGGUGAAGAAGUCUCUCAUCACAUUUGUGAACAAGCACUUGAACAAGCUGAAUUUGGAGGUGACGGAACUAGAGACCCAGUUCGCAGAUGGGGUCUACCUGGUGCUGCUCAUGGGCCUCCUGGAGGACUACUUUGUCCCCCUGUACAACUUCCACCUGACCCCAGACAGCUUCGACCAGAAGGGUCACUGCCACUUCUCAUCGUGUGGCCCUCAGCGGAGCCGGCCCUUGGGGACGCCCGAGCCCUUGAGGGCGGGUUUUGUGCCUUCCCCCCCCUGCACCUCUGAGCUGCCUCUGAUCACUGGUCCACAACGUGGCAUUUGCCUUUGAGCUGAUGCUGGACGGAGGCCUCAAGACCCCCAAGGCUCGCCCUGAAGAUGUGGUAAACCUGGAUCUCAAGUCCACACUGAGGGUCCUUUACAACCUGUUCACCAAGUAUAAGAACCUAGAGUGACCUCGGAGAGCAGCGGAAACCCCUGUGCAGGGCGGGGAGGCCCGCUGGCUUCCCCUCCGAGCCAGGGUUAUCCCCGCCCCCACCCCCACUCCACCCGGCCUUUUCGGGUCGUUGCUCUCAAA
Molecule: messenger RNA, 1421 nt
Organism: Acinonyx jubatus (cheetah)
Lineage: Eukaryota; Metazoa; Chordata; Mammalia; Carnivora; Felidae
Gene: PARVB
Product: parvin beta
Exons: 14
Coding region: 81-1175 (364 amino acids)
Biological process (GO): substrate adhesion-dependent cell spreading; actin cytoskeleton organization; establishment or maintenance of cell polarity
Cellular component (GO): lamellipodium; cytoplasm; actin cytoskeleton
Molecular function (GO): actin binding
Source: RefSeq, a predicted model, not a curated record